UUGAACCGGUGUCAACAAACAACAACAACAAUAUUUUCGUCCUAGCUGCACCGCCUUGGCAACCACAUGUCCAACAGCCUCGAUAGUGGCGAAUUAAACCCGAGGAGACUGAGACACGAGCUCUUUCUAACAUCCACAAAUCCAGUUUUUCUUUUCUUUUCUUUUUUUUUUUGUCGUCACAUUUGACUCCUCAGAGGGUUGUGGCUGUCCCGGGACACUGGUGCUUGGCUGUAGCCCGGGUAAGGCUAACCCCUAACCGAGGCUAACCGAGGCUAACCUUCCAGGCUUCCACACGGGCGAAAGGGACGGUUUCCACGACGUCCUCCUGCUGUAAACUCGGUGUUGGGGCGGCAGCAGCCUCCCCGUUAGGAGGAGGUAUCUGCAGUCACUGGGGUGGUGGAGGUAUGACUGCGUUGGCGGGGUCAAUACCCAGGAUGAUGCGACCCACGCUGGCUCAGAACUACCCCCGCAGUGGUUUCCCUCUGGAAGUGUCUACCCCGUUGGGACAAGGCCGAGUCAACCAGCUCGGAGGAGUUUUCAUAAAUGGCCGACCCUUGCCCAACCACAUCCGACAUAAAAUCGUGGAGAUGGCCCACCACGGCAUCAGGCCGUGUGUCAUCUCCCGACAGCUCCGGGUCUCCCACGGCUGCGUGUCCAAAAUCCUGUGCCGGUACCAGGAGACCGGCUCCAUCAGACCCGGGGCCAUCGGUGGCAGCAAACCCAAGCAGGGAACAACGCCGGACGUAGAGAAGAGAAUAGAAGAAUACAAGCGGGAAAACCCGGGUAUGUUUAGCUGGGAGAUUCGGGAUAAAUUACUGAAGGAUGGGAUAUGUGACCGCAACAACGUUCCUUCAGUGAGCUCCAUCAGUCGUAUCAUGCGGAGUAAGUUCGGGGGAAAAGGGGACGAAGAGGAGGAUGAAGAUGAAAUCGAGAAGAAAGAGAUGGAGGACAACGACCGGAGGGCCAAACACAGCAUCGAAGGCAUCUUGGGAGACAGAUCGAGUCAGUCAGACGAGGGUUCGGACGUAGAGUCAGAGCCUGAUCUGCCGCUUAAGAGGAAGCAGCGGCGCAGUCGGACCACCUUCACGGCAGAGCAGCUGGAGGAGCUGGAGAGGGCCUUCGAGAGGACCCACUACCCCGACAUCUACACCAGGGAGGAGCUUGCCCAGAGGGCCAAACUCACCGAGGCCAGGGUUCAGGUUUGGUUCAGCAACAGGCGGGCGAGGUGGAGGAAGCAAGCAGGAGCCAAUCAACUGAUGGCAUUUAAUCACCUGAUCCCAGGGGGUUUCCCACCUUCAGCCAUGUCAAGCAUCCCCCCUUACCAGCUCUCUGACAGCGCCUACCCCCCCUCAUCUAUAGCACAAGUGUCGGAGCCCCCCAGCACGGUGCAUCGCCCCCAGCCUCUCCCUCCCUCCUCGGGCCACCAAGCCCCCGGCGGUGGAGGGCAGGGAGAAGGAGGAUCCGCCUACUGCCUCGCCUCAGGACGCCACUCCUUCUCAGGCUACUCGGACAGCUUUGUGAGCCCCGGAGGACCGGCCAAUCCCAUGAACCCCGCCAUAGGAAACGGACUCUCUCCACAGGUGAUGGGUCUGCUGAACCCGGGCGGUGUGCCACAUCAGCCCCAAAGCGACUACGCCAUCUCCCCUUUGACGGGCGGCCUCGAGCCCCCUGCUGGCAUGGCGGCCAGCUGUAGCCAGCGCAUGGACCACAUCAAGGGCCUGGAGGGUCUCACCAGUGUUCCCUCCAUGUCAGCUCUGCCCUCCCUGCCCAGCUCCCAGUCCUACUGCACCCCCUCCUACAGCUCACCGGGCUACACCGUCGACCACGUGGCAUCCUACCAGUACGGCCAGUACGGACAAAGUAAGGUGCCCUUCCUUAUUUGAGGCCUGAAAUCACCUGAUCGUGAGCUCCGGUCUUCACAGAGGGACAUUUGUGUGUACAGCGAUGGAAAUCUUUAAAUAUCCGGACCAAAAUGUUGUCACCAUUUACCAGGACACAUUCUCUACUGCAGGACAUUAUAUUAUUGAUUCUGGGUGGAGAAAUGGACAAAAAAAAGAAGGGACCACAAGAAGGAAUAUCAGACCAAAAACUGUUGAUUGACUGUGAACAUUGCUGCAUCAGUAUUGCAGAUGACCGGCAGAGAUGUCAGCGCUUAAUGUGGUUAGCUCGGUGGAGUUCUGACCAUCUGCAGUGCCAUGAAGAGGCACAAACACCAUUCUCUGACUUGCCUUUGGAGUCUUUGUGAGGACAGCAAACCCAAAUCUACCAUCACAGACUACCAGCCUUUGAGCCGACGCUUGAAGGAGCAUGUUUACAUAUCUUAGGGCCACAUGAGUGCAUAUGUAAUUCCAUGUAUGUCCAAAUUAAUCCCCAAAUUGUAUCCACUGAAAGGGGAAAAGAAAAGGGCUUUGUUGAUUUUAUUGCAUUUAUUUGAGAUCUCUGCAUCCCACACAUGGAGAGAAAUUCCAGAGGCAGAGAAAACAAACGUGAGCAAACGAAUCUGUGGGUCUUAUUGUAUCAGAAACCCUAAUGUACACCACAGCUGUACUGCAGAGAAAGUUCAUUCAAACAUUCCUCCUCCCCCUCUUGUCUCUCCCUCUCACCCCUUUUGCCUUUCUGUCUUACUCCUUCUGUCUCAUUGAUGUUUCAGACGGUGAGGCAGGGAUCCUGGCCUUUUGUAGUUUUAGAGAGGAACUCGGAGGAGGUCACGGGGCGACUUUAGGGAAAGUGACAGAUGAGAGAGCAGUAGAGGAGGGCGGCGGAGAAGUGGCUUUAAGGGGGUGGUUGGGGGGAGGGGGAUAAGCAAGAUCGAUCACAGGGUUAAAAAAAACCCUUUAAAGAUCUUCUCCCGGCGAGAAAAAGCCACCAGGUCACAAGUCACGACCGAGAGACACUUGAGAGACCAAGAGAGUUUAGACUAAAGACAGCCAUUCUCCCAGCUGACCAGAAGUGCAAUAUCAUGUAUCUUAGAGUCAAGCUCGCCAUUAAAACAAUAAAAAAAACAUGCCUCUUAGAGUCUUACGAAACACUUUGGAUUCAUACUCUGGAUCUAGUUUGGGACUUUGCAAAGGAACAACACAUGUGCCUGUGAAGGCUUUUGGGUCCAAAACAAAUUGAAACAUUGUUAAUAUUGCUGUAACAGGACACUGAGGGGACCACAUGUUGUAAGGACUUAAGUCAGUGUAGCGUCAUAAGGACAAGAAUGAAUCAAGGGAAUGCCAAUAUAAACAAAAUGACCAGGAAUGACAAAGCCAAAACUGUAUUUUAUUUUAUUUUAUUUUUUUGUGUUGCUUGGGACCUUUUUUUUUUUUGUUUCCAUUUUGCAUACACAGGAAAUAUCGAUUAGGUUUCUAACACAUUCCGGACAUAUUUAUUGUCACAACUGUGCUGUAUGUCAACAUCGUCAUUGUAGAACUUCCCACAAUGUAUAAGUGAGUGACAUUACUUUAUCCACCAAACUGCGGCUCAGAAUAACAGAGCGUUCAGAAGCACUCUUGUUUUGUACAUCCAUGUUAGAAUGAACCAGUCCUUUCAUUCCUUUGAUAUAUUUUUUGUAUUAUUGGACAAAGCGAUAUGACAUAAUGUCAUGUGUACAAGCGCAUUAUCACUACUAUUUAUAAUAAAAUAUAAAUUCUGAAAAUA
Messenger RNA from Dicentrarchus labrax (European seabass), 3642 nucleotides. It is a transcript of the gene pax3b, whose product is annotated as paired box 3b. Gene Ontology annotation, molecular function: RNA polymerase II cis-regulatory region sequence-specific DNA binding; DNA-binding transcription factor activity, RNA polymerase II-specific. The record is from RefSeq and is a predicted model, not a curated record. The transcript has 9 exons. Gene Ontology annotation, biological process: regulation of transcription by RNA polymerase II; anatomical structure development. The coding region runs from base 405 to 1883 and encodes 492 amino acids. Lineage: Eukaryota; Metazoa; Chordata; Actinopteri; Moronidae.